Molecule: messenger RNA, 2020 nt
Organism: Thamnophis elegans (Western terrestrial garter snake)
Lineage: Eukaryota; Metazoa; Chordata; Lepidosauria; Squamata; Natricidae
Gene: CERCAM
Product: cerebral endothelial cell adhesion molecule
Exons: 13
Coding region: 204-1757 (517 amino acids)
Source: RefSeq, a predicted model, not a curated record
CCCCCACGGAGGAAGGAGGAGGGGGACCCCCGACCAGGGAGGAGGAAGAGGACGAGCUGCCCACCGUGGUGGUCGCCAUCCUGGCCCGCAAUGCCCAGCACUCUCUGCCCCACUACCUGGGGGCCCUGGACCGCCUGGAUUACCCCGCGGAGCGCAUCUUCAUUUGGUGCGCCACGGAUCACAAUGUAGACAACACCACGCAAAUGCUGCAGGAAUGGCUCGGCGCGGUGGAAACACAUUACCGGUCCAUCGUAUGGAGAUCUGUGGAAGAGCCCAGAUCUUAUCCCAACGAACUGGGACCCAAACAUUGGACGGAGCCGCGCUUUGAACAGAUGAUGAGACUGAAGGAGGAAGCCCUGACUUUCGCUCGAUCUCAAGAAGCCGGUUACAUUUUGUUUGCCGACACAGACAGCAUCCUGACCAACAACCAAACCCUGAAAUUCCUCAUCGCACAAAACAAGUCAGUCAUCGCCCCCAUGAUGGAUUCCCAGACAUAUUAUUCUAAUUUCUGGUGUGGGAUCACCCCGCAGGGUUAUUACCGACGCACCGCGGACUAUUUCCCUACCAAGAACCGCCAGCGCCUCGGGUGUUUCGCUGUGCCGAUGGUCUUCGGAACCUUUUUGAUCGAUUUGCAAAAGGAGGACACCCUCGGCCUGGCCUUCUACCCGCCUCACCCCACCUACUCCUGGCCCUUCGAUGACAUCAGCGUCUUUGCCUAUUCUUGCCAAGUGACAGGAGCGGAGAUGUUUCUGUGCAACCAGGAGAGGUUCGGGUACAUCAACGUGCCGAUGGGCUCCCACCAGACGCUGGAAGAGGAAGAGGUCCAGUUUGUGCAUCUUGUCCUGGAGGCUAUCGUCGAUGGGCCUCCCAUGGCCCGCUCCAGGCACCUCUACGUCCCCCCAAAACAUCCCACCAAGAUUGGGUUUGACGAGGUGUUUCUCAUCAACCUGGCCCGACGCCCCGACCGGCGGCAACGCAUGCGGGAGGCUCUCUUUGAGCUGGAAAUAGACCCUUUGAUGGUCGACGCGGUAGACGGAAGGGCUCUCAAUAGCAGCAGCAUCAAGAAACUCGGCAUCGAUUUAUUGCCCGGAUAUUAUGACCCCUUUUCAGGGAGGACCCUCACCAAAGGGGAGGUGGGCUGUUUCCUCAGCCACCACCAUGUCUGGAAAGAGAUCGUCGAGAGAGGGCUGGAGAAAUCCCUCGUCUUGGAAGACGACAUUCGGUUCGAGGCUUAUUUCAAGAGGCGCCUUUUGAAGCUGAUGGACGAAUUGGAGCAGACGCAAUUCGAUUGGGAGCUGAUCUACUUGGGCAGGAAACAAGUCCACUCCGAUGAAGAGGAAGAGGUGGCAGAAAUCCCCAAUCUGGUGGUGCCCGAAUAUUCCUACUGGACGUUGGCCUAUGUGCUAUCGCGACGGGGAGCUCAGAAGCUGAUCGAGGCGCAGCCCCUCUCUAAAAUCCUGCCCGUGGAUGAAUUCCUGCCUGUUAUGUAUGACAAACAUCCCAAUGAGGAUUUCAAAAAAUAUUUCAGCAACCGGGAUUUGCGGGCCUUUUCCAUCCGGCCCUAUGUGGCUUAUCCUUCCCAUUAUGCCGGAGAUGCCGAAUGGAUGAGCGAUACAGAGUUUUCCACCAUCUGGGAUGACGAUUCUAGGAAAACCACUUGGAGCGGAUCGCAGAAGACAAUGAAGGAUGUCCGAAGCAUCAGCCACGGAGGCCUCAUCAGCUAUUCCUUCCCCACAGCACCUCGGGAUGAACUGUAAAAUCUGGCAGGUGCGCCUUCCGUCUUCGUAUCGUGGGAGAGAAAAGGCAGAUUUGUGAACGGAAGCUCCAUUUCCCCUUCUGCAUGAGACACAGAUUGGGGGGCCCGCGCGUUGCUUCAACCGUUUGGAUAAAGAGGGAUGGUGGGCCGGGCAAAGACCAGAGAUGGGUUGGGGCUCACCCAUCCGCUAGAGAUGGCGCUGUGCAAAGACAAGGGUCUCCAUCGAACAGUCCUGAACCAAUUUUUUAUUGAUGCAAUAAAGAC